Molecule: messenger RNA, 666 nt
Organism: Didymodactylos carnosus
Lineage: Eukaryota; Metazoa; Rotifera; Eurotatoria; Philodinida; Philodinidae
Source: the annotation of a GenBank genome assembly
AUGUCUGAUUCGGAGAAUGAAACACAUGAAAAACACGUGAAGAUUGUCAUUGUUGGAGAUGGUUCCUCUGGCAAAACAUCGAUAUCGUCCCGUUUCUCUAAAGAUGCAUUCGACCGUGAAUAUAAUCAAACACUUGGAAUCGAUUAUUAUUUAAAACGAAUUAACUUAACCCGUGAUUAUAAUGUAACAUUAGCAAUAAAUGAUAUUGGCGGACAAACCCUAGGUGGAUCUAUGUUAGACAAAUAUAUUUAUGGUGCCGAUAUUGUUUUGUUAGUGUAUGAUAUUACAAAUUUGCAAAGUUUUGAGAAUCUUGAAGAUUGGUAUCAAACAGUGAUCAAAUAUUGUGCGGGACGAAAACCUUUAUUUGCAUUAGUUGGCAAUAAAAGUGACCUGGAGCAUGCGCGUGCUGUUAAAACGGAGAAACACCAACGCUUUAGUAAAGAUAAGGAUAUUCCGGCCUACUUUGUAUCAGCAAAAACAGGCGAAUCGGUUGAUAACGUAUUUCGUCAAGUGACAGCUACUUUGUUACACGUUAUGUUACGUUCUGACGAUAUUCCUCGCAUCAUACCAGCUCCAAUAACACGCCGUGAACCGGAGCGUAAUGCGCUACCUAUCAAACCACCACCUUCAUCAAAUACACGCACAUCCAUUUGUAAUCUACAGUGA